Naumovozyma dairenensis CBS 421 is the source of this 879-nucleotide messenger RNA. RefSeq names its product ribosome biogenesis protein BRX1 (gene BRX1). Gene Ontology annotation, molecular function: rRNA binding. The transcript has a single exon. Bases 1 to 879 code for a protein of 292 amino acids. The record is from RefSeq and is a predicted model, not a curated record. Gene Ontology annotation, cellular component: nucleolus. Gene Ontology annotation, biological process: ribosomal large subunit assembly; rRNA processing. NCBI's taxonomy places the organism in Eukaryota, Fungi, Ascomycota, Saccharomycetes, Saccharomycetales, Saccharomycetaceae.
AUGUCAUCUAUUUACAAAGCCUUAGCAGGGAAGAAGAACGAAUCCAACGCUCAAAAGAAGCAAAAUGGCGGUAAGAACUUUAUGAAUAAACAACGUACCUUAUUAAUUUCCAGUAGAGGUGUUAACUUCAGACAUCGUCAUUUAAUUCAAGAUUUAAGUUCAUUAUUACCACACUCAAGAAAAGAGCCUAAGUUAGAUACCAAGAAGGAUUUACAACAGUUGAAUGAAAUUGCAGAAUUAUAUAACUGUAACAAUAUUUUAUUUUUUGAAGCAAGAAAACAUCAAGAUUUAUAUUUAUGGUUAUCUAAACCUCCAAACGGACCAACAAUAAAAUUCUACAUCCAAAACUUGCAUACUAUGGAUGAAUUAAACUUCACAGGGAACUGUUUGAAGGGUUCUCGUCCAAUUUUAUCAUUUGAUCAUCGAUUUGAUUCUUCUCCACAUUACCAAUUAAUCAAAGAAUUAUUAAUCCAUAACUUUGGUGUCCCACCAACAGCAAGAAAAGUUAAGCCAUUUAUUGAUCAUGUUAUGUCUUUCAGUAUUGUGGAUGAUAAGAUAUGGGCUAGAACAUAUGAAAUAUCACAUACAGCUAGAAAUAAAGAUGAAUAUGAAGAAGGACAAGAAGAAGAUUUAUCACUGGUAGAAAUUGGUCCGAGAUUCGUCAUGACCACAAUUUUAAUCCUAGAAGGGUCCUUCGGGGGUCCAAAGAUUUACGAGAACAAACAAUAUGUUUCACCUAAUGUUGUUAGAGCUCAAAUGAAGCAACAAGCUGCAAAUGAAGCUAAAGCUAGAUCUGAUGCUGCCGUUGAAAGGAAGAUUAAGAAGAGAGAAAACAUCUUGGCUGCUGAUCCUCUAUCUAACGAAGUGCUAUUUAAAUAA